Molecule: messenger RNA, 1371 nt
Organism: Orbilia oligospora ATCC 24927
Lineage: Eukaryota; Fungi; Ascomycota; Orbiliomycetes; Orbiliales; Orbiliaceae
Exons: 3
Coding region: 1-1371 (456 amino acids)
Biological process (GO): intracellular mRNA localization
Cellular component (GO): nuclear outer membrane-endoplasmic reticulum membrane network; endoplasmic reticulum; ribonucleoprotein complex
Molecular function (GO): mRNA binding
Source: RefSeq, a predicted model, not a curated record
AUGGCCGACGCUGCAGUUGAACGAAAAGUCAAGCCAGAGAAGCCCGAUGAGGCCAAGUACCAAACGGAGCUCGCGCAGCUCCAGAAGGAGCACGAGGUUAUGAUGAAGCAGUUGAACGAGGUUAAAGCCAAGCUCGACCUCAGCAAGCCGGCUGGCGCCAAUGGCGCUCAAAAUCCUGCUCAACAGCGACAAUCCACCCUUAGAAAGGAACUCGGAGAGAUCCGAGCCACCCAGUCCACCAAGAAGACUUCUAGACAAGACCUACUGAACCGUCAGAAGACUUUGAACGACUCUAUCAACAAUAAGAUUGCUGCGCAUAGAGCUGCACGUGCCAAGAUUAGCUUCAAGUCGCCCGAGGAAAUCGAUACCGAAAUUAGAAAGUUGGAAGGGCAGGUUGAUAGCGGAAAUCUCAAGUUGGUUGACGAGCGCCGGACAUUGGAUCAAAUCUCAAACUUGAGGAAGCUCAAGAAGAAUUUCGCCGGAUUUGACGAAGAUCAGGGUGCCAUUGAUAAGUUGAAGGCUUCUUUGGCUGAUAUCAGGUCGCAACUCGACGAUCCAGAGGCUAAGGCUCUCUCAGACCGGUUUACUGAAAUCACCAAGGAACUCGACUCUAUUAAAGCCGAACAAGAUGGUGUUUUCCAGAACCUCAAUAGCUUGCGUGACGAACGUACAAGAUUGCAGAAGGAACAACAGGAGAAGUUCGGAGAAAUCAAGGCUCUCAAGGAUGCUUACUACGGUGCAAAGAAUGCCUUCCGAGAAUACGAGCAAGAAGCCUGGAAGGUCCGAAAGGAGAAGCAAAGAGCCGAGCGUGAGGCUUAUGAGAAGAAGAAGAAGAUGGAAGUUGCCAACCAAUUGCUCGAGGAGGCCAGCUUCAAGGCUUUCACAAGUGAAAUCCAUACUUGCGAGAACUUGAUCGCUUUCUUCGAUCCCGAGAGCGCUCCAAAGAAGGCCGAUGGACCAGUCAGCCAAUACAAAGCAUCUAUCGGAAGAACCAUCACUGAAGAGCCCAAAGGAAUGAAGGUUUUGAAGAAGGAUGAGGAGGACUAUUUCAUUGGUGGAAAUAGCAAGAAGAAGGGAAAGAAGAGCAAGGCUGCAGGUGCAGAGGCCCCUACUCCCGCCAAAUUCUCUCUCUCGAUCGGUAUUCUCGACGAACUGAGCAAAGUCGAAGUCUCGGCUCCAACUGGGGCCGAAGAUGUGCCAAGCGUUGUUGAGAAGCUCAAGGCCAAGCUUGAGCACUACAAAGAAAACCAAGAAAGAGUUACCCAAGAGAACAUCGUCAAAGCCAAGGCUAGAAUUGAAGAACUCGAAAAGUUCGACCGACUUGAGGACGCCGUUGGCGACCUCUCUGUCGCCGAUGGUAAAGCCGAGUAG